This is a messenger RNA of Dothidotthia symphoricarpi CBS 119687, 1030 nucleotides long. RefSeq lists its product as uncharacterized. The transcript has a single exon. NCBI's taxonomy places the organism in Eukaryota, Fungi, Ascomycota, Dothideomycetes, Pleosporales, Dothidotthiaceae. Bases 208 to 855 code for a protein of 215 amino acids. The record is from RefSeq and is a predicted model, not a curated record.
CUUCACAAUCCUUUGGUGAAUUUUUCUCUGCUGGUCUGAGAAGUUCCACUAUUCUGUCAUUCACUUCAAUACACUCUCUUACUUAUAACUGUCACCCUCUCCGGUAUUCUGACCAUACAAACGCGCCUCCUCAACCUACAUCCAACAAGAUCCUCGCCAGCCUUUUUCAACACACACCAAACAAGGACUUCCCAAACAAUCAACAACAUGCUUUUCAAGCCCUCCGUCCUUCUCGCAGGUGCCUUCGCAGUUAGCGCCCUCGCUCUGCCAACCCCCAUCUGCGACGCGGACACUACAUCGACGGCUCUCACUGCCGAGAUCAUUAUCGCAGCCUCACCAGCAACUGCCUCUUGCACUGAUGCACCAUUCCCCGAGGAGUGCGCAGAUGCAUCUCGCGCCGCGGUUGCCAUCAACAAGUCUUUCCAAACGUACGAAAUCAAUUCAACCGGACAACAGGCAGCACUACUUGCAUACAUGUUAUACGAGUCUGGAUUCAAGUACAACAAAAACCACUUCCCCGGCCGACCCGGUCAGGGUACCCGCAUGAUGGCAAUGCCCGCUUACGUCAAGCUGUACGCUACCAGCGUGGUCGGCGAAGAAGCAGUCACUGAGGCUGAGGCUGUUGGAGGAGACGACGGACUGAGGGCCGUGCUUGCGUUGGUGAACAGCGACGACGAGAAGAGCUUCGGUAGCGCAGCCUGGCUCCUGAGCUCGCAGUGCACUCAGGAGGUGAAGGAUGGCCUGACAGCUCAGACGGUUGACGGCUGGCACAACUUCUUGACCGAGUGUGUUGGUACUACCGUGGCUGAUCGCGAUACUCUCUGGCUCUCUGCAAAGCAGGCCAUGCUCGGGUAGGACUCUUAAGUCGUGCUUCUUCCCAACCUAGGAUAAGGACGUCUUAUCGGUGUUUUUGUAUUUAUUGAUGAACGCAUUGCAUGUCGGAGGAACCUUGCUUAUUUUGAAGAUCUUAUGAUACCUUUAUAGUUUGCUACAUACCAAUUCAACAACAGACUUUUACAUUGUGUGAGUU